Molecule: messenger RNA, 2837 nt
Organism: Rhopalosiphum padi (bird cherry-oat aphid)
Lineage: Eukaryota; Metazoa; Arthropoda; Insecta; Hemiptera; Aphididae
Exons: 2
Coding region: 1149-1799 (216 amino acids)
Source: RefSeq, a predicted model, not a curated record
AUAAAUUUUUUUUUACUAUAGAAUUACCUUUAUCUGGAAUAUUUGAAUUUUUUAAAAUUGUAUUUGUAAUGUUUAAUUUAGUUUUCCAGUUAAUUGAAACGUCUAGUUGUGGAAUAAAGUCUUUAUACAUUUUUGUAGUUAUUUUUCUUUUUGCUAUUAAUAAUGUCCCGUCAUCAGUAUUGGCUUCACAUUGAUUGUCUAAAUCUAAAAUGCCUGUGCCGUUUAUACUUACUACUAUUGUUUCUGAAUUAUUUUUACAUUUAAUGAUAAUAUUAUCCCUAAUCGUAACAUAUAUCCAAGAAUUUGUAUUAUCCCACCGCUGCCACCAGUUGUUAUAUACUCUUUCGGUUAAGGCCAAAAGGUAUAUAUAUAUGUUGUAAAAGAGUUCGUUCAAUUACGGGUUGUAUUCAAAACACUACACAAAAUCUGUUUAACUUUAAGAAAAUAUUUUAUUAAUUAUUUUAUUAUAAGAAUAUUUUAACAACAGUAUUAUACGAAUCGGCUACUUAUUCACGACUAACUCUUGCUUAUUCUACGUUCUUGUCUUGGCGACGCAGUCGCUUGCAAAAAAAUACACAUAUUGCUUAAGGUGGUGCUACACGACGCGUCGAACGUUGGGUCCAACAUAGGUGUGCAAACGUUGGCUGAACAUUGGGACCAAUGUUUGACUAACGGUUGCAGCUACACGUUGUGGCCAACAUUGGACCCAGUGUCAAGUCGGAAUGUUGGGUGAAUAUUUCCCUCCAGUGUAUAUCUGAAUGUGAAUAUAAACACACUUUAAAAAACUUUAAAAGCUUAAAAAUAAAUAUAAAAAAUGGAUGACGUAAUUGCAGCUGCAGCCACUGUAAUUGUUUUAUCUUGUAGUAAGGUAUUGAUUGAUCAAAAACAGAAAAAAAGACGUGCAAGGAGGUGGUGGAUGACUUCAUUAAAUAGAAGUAGAGAACGAUAUAAUGCCUCACAUAUGCUCCAGGCUCUAAGGACAGAAAAAUCAGGAAAAUUUCUAAACUUCUGUCGAAUGUCGUCCGAAGAUUUUGAAAUUAUUCUUACAAAAAUUGGACCGAAAAUAAAAAAACAAGAUACUAACAUGAGGAAGGCAAUAACAAUUCAAGAGCGUUUAGCAGUCACUCUUCGAUUUCUGGCUACAGGUGAUGGCAUUUGUUAACUCGGAAUAUUGUUUUACAUUUGUUGAUGUUGGCGCGCAAGGAAGAAUGAACGAUUCAGGUGUGUAUGCUAACACGAGUAUUUAUCGUAAAAUAAUUCGUAACGAACUUCUGUUUCCACCACCCGAGCCCUUAUUACAACGACACAAGGAGAUGCCAUAUGUUUUUAUAGGUGACGAUGCGUUUCCUAUGAGUAGUACUCUUCUGAAACCUUACAGAGGAAAUCAUCCUAAAGGAAGUUUAGAACGGAUUUUCAAUUACCGCUUGUGUCGCGCACGUAGAGUUGUGGAAAAUGUGUUUGGUAUUUUAGCAUCAGUUUUCCGAGUAUUCAGAUCACCUAUGUUACUACAACCUGAUAAAGCUACUUUAAUAUGUAUGACAUGCUGUUUACUUCAUAAUUUUCUACGAAGAAGCGCAACAUCAAGAAAAAACUAUACCCCACCUGGUACUUUCGAUUAUGAAGAGGAUGGUGAAUUGAUUCCCGGAACAUGGCGCAAUGAUCUACAAGGGAUGGCAUCUUUCAAUUCACUGAUUAACAAACCUAGAAAACCCUCCGAGGAAGCAAAGGAUAUUCGGCGAGAGUUUGGAGAAUACUGUAUGACAAGUGGAGCAGUAGAAUGGCAAAAUUAUAUUGAUUAGUGGUUUAUAAUUAUUUUUGUUUGGUUAACUUUAUAUUUAAAUAAUAGAUUAUAAAUUAAAAUAUAAAUAAAUAAAUAAAAUUACCUCCGAAUUCAGAGAAGAUAUCUUCGUAUUUUGGACUCUAAUAAACCUAUCGAUCGCAUUAUAGGCAAACCACGAUGGAAAGUACACCUCAUGUGAACCCGUUCCGGUGGUCUCUGAAUCCACUACUUUCUUUCUCAAAGUCCUGUAGGUCGACAUCAGUGAUUCUUUCUUCUUUUUCAACGCAACAACUGUCAUUGUAACACUCAACUCAUUAGCUACUUUAUUCCAUGCAUCCUGUAGAAUGUUUUUAUUCUUAUGUCCUGGAUAAGAGCUGUUCCACAGAACUGGAUGUUUUUCAUACGCUUCCAGAAAUUCGAGCGUUAAUUCAUUAUUCCACUCCAUUUUGUAUACGGAAAUGAUACAACUAUAGAAAAAUAGGGUAUUUAUUUACUUAUGAAUAAAUAUUUUACUUAUAUAUGUAUACAUAAAAAAAUUAAUUUAGAGCUAAAAUUAAAAUUCAAAUAUGCUAAUAGGACAUUUAUAAAAUAUUUAAAUGUUUGAAGAAAUUAUAGGAGGAAAAAUUGUCAAAAUAUACAUAAAUUUUUUAAUUAUAAAUAAAAAAUUAAAAAAAGCGGGUAAGUGAGUAUCGCUAUGCUGUACAUUAGGGGGUGGGAUGGACCUCGGACUAGGGUAGGUUAAAUUUGAAUGCAAUGAUCGGUAUCAUUGUAUACGAAAAAGGAUUCUGAACGGAGAUGAUUGGUCAGUCUAGGAUAUAUUAUAUUUAAAUAUUGUCAUAUAUUCUAUUUUGAAACAAAUUCAAACAUUUAAGUAAAAGUCUCAAGCUCCUACGUUUGGUAAUUUUUUAAAAAAUACAAAAAUCGAAAAUUAUUUAGUAGUAAAACGUUAUUUUACUCGUGUAUUUUUGAUUUCAAAUUAAAAUUAAAACUUUAAACACUCGUAAAAUUUUUUUAAUUGAAUAAUUAUCAAACUUUUUUAUAAUUAUUCUAAGCUUAA